UAUCAACAAUUUCACAAAGUAGCGCAACAGUCCCUGGUGGUCUAGUGGUUAGGAUUCGGCGCUCUCACCGCCGCGGCCCGGGUUCGAUUCCCGGUCAGGGAACUCACUUUUGGUUAACUGAUCCUGAUAUAAUCUUGUGUUUUACUCGCUUGCUCGAGGGAUAAUUCCAAUGAGCACAUUGGCAUCCAGCAAACGUACAGAAUCAGAGAGAGAGAGGGAGGUGGUCGGUCUCCUGACGAUCUGUACAGUAUGUGACGUCAUACUUCUUCUUUCUUCAGAAAUGUGUCACUGUCUUCUGUCUGUGAGGGAAAGCGACAGGGUGGAAGGACAACAGACGGUCGGCUGUGAUGCUGCUCUUGGUUCUCUGGUCCAGUUUCCUGGUUUUGUGGCCAUCACAAGGCGCUAUGGAGGGCAACGAUCAGGACGUCUGUCAGGGGGAAAAGGUUAUGGAGGAGCUCCACGUGCUUGACUUCAUGAAUUCUAUGCUCCUUGAAGACUCUAUAGAGCUGACCGAUGUACGUGAAACCUUCAUCUGCCUCCUUUACCCAACAAAUCUACUCAACUGCUCCUGGUCAUUCCUCACAUUAGAGAAGGAUAUGCAGCUCUCUGUCUCUAUCAGUGUCUGCCACGAUACCACAACAGUUAAGACUCUGAGCCAAUCGCCUGUGGAACGGGUCGGAUCAAGGUCUUUCGAUCUGGAGCAGCAUGAGGAGUUACAUGUAAUACUUCAAUUUAACAUGACCCAGCAUGACAAGUAUAGAGUCUACACCUACUCAUACAACAAGGACACACUGGAGGUCGUCCCCCCACCCUCAAACAUCUCUGCAGCAUUCAAAGAUGGAGACCUAUUGGUGAGGUGGGCUGAAUCACGCCCCUUUUGCUUUGAACACCAGCUAGACCUGGGUAACCAGGAGCCUCCUAAACAGCUGAAAUCCCAGCUGUCUUACACAGAGCUGAGUGCGGAUCCUACCUUCACCUACAGAGUGAGGAUGAAGAAGAGGAAGCUGGACUUUUGCAUCGAAUCUCAGUGGAGUGAAUGGAGUCCCACUGUCUCGGUGGAACCGUCAGGUGUGCCAGACAAACUCAACACCCUGUCCAUCAUCUCGAUUUCAUUUGGAAUACCCAUGAUCCUCCUGGCUUUGCUGCUGUUUCUGCGCCAUCAGAGGGUGUCUAAACUUCUGUUUCCUCCGAUUCCUCGCCCACCGCCUAAGUACAUAAAUUACCUGGAAGAAAAUGACCCUUUCAAUUUCUCCCCUCCUGUGCAGCCUUCUAAGGCUGAAGAGGAGAUCACUAAGGUGACGGAAGAAGAGGAGAACCCUUUAAAGAGAUUUUAAAAGUAAUGUGGGGAGGACACUUUCAAAUUUACAGUAUUUACACCGACCUAACACCAACAACAUUUCCCCUCAAAUUUGUUGAUUGUAUGCGUAUGAAUGUGGGAGUGUAUUUGUGUGGGGAGGUGUGUUUUUUUUUGGGGGGGGGGGGGGGGGGGGGGUCUUGAGUUUUACAGCCUUAUAUUCAAUGGUCUCAAGGUCAAUAGUGUUAGCUCAGGUUUGCACCUUUAUAUUGUCCAAUACUUGUUGGCCGCUUCGCUUGUCACAUCUUAGCUUAGGGUAAACAAAACUUUGUGGAUAUGGUUGAAUCUUCACACGCAUUCGCAUUUGUCUACACAUGUAUAAAUCUCAAUGCACUUUCAUUUCAUAAAUUUCAGAACGCAUUUGCAGCUUCUUUUAUAGGCUUUUGAGAAACACACACACACACACACACACGCACACAUUUGUACAGCUAUCUUAGUGAGGAAAUUCAUUGGCAUAAUGCAUUCCCUAGCCCCUUACCCUAACCCUAACCAUCCAAACUAAAUGCCUAACCCUGAGCCUCAACCUAACCUCAACCUAAUUCUAACCCUUAAACCAAGUCCAUUAAAGGGGGUCACAAAGUGAUGACCGGUCAAAAGGUCAUCACUUUCACAAAAUGACCUCACCUUGAGGUUGUAAACUCAAACCGGUCCUCAUAAAGAUAGCUGUACAAGAGUAGACACACACACAUACACACACACACACACACACACACACACACACACACACACAAAUACACGUACACACACACACACACACACACACACACACACACACACACACACACACACACACACACACAUAUCUCUCUACCUGAACCAGCAGCAGGUCACUGGCCCUGAAAUGUGGAACUAGAGCUUUGACAAAAAGUGUGUACCUUUUUGUGUGUGUGGAAUAAAGUUUGGUAAUGCAUCA
Pleuronectes platessa (European plaice) is the source of this 2267-nucleotide messenger RNA. RefSeq names its product granulocyte-macrophage colony-stimulating factor receptor subunit alpha. Gene Ontology annotation, biological process: cytokine-mediated signaling pathway. The transcript has 10 exons. Bases 348 to 1334 code for a protein of 328 amino acids. Gene Ontology annotation, molecular function: cytokine receptor activity; protein binding. NCBI's taxonomy places the organism in Eukaryota, Metazoa, Chordata, Actinopteri, Pleuronectiformes, Pleuronectidae. Gene Ontology annotation, cellular component: external side of plasma membrane. The record is from RefSeq and is a predicted model, not a curated record.